UAUGAAACUUUUCUGUUUUAUGACAUCAUUAAUCAUUGUAAACGUUUCGUCAGAUGAACCAAUGGAUUAUCAAACAAAUAUGGCCAUUACAAACGCAUACGUUAAGCAAGCCUCCGAAUUUAAUGUGUUAGGACCUAAUUUUGUGGAAAAUGGACUGGAGCAAGUAAUUAAAACCAUUAUUGGGGACGAUAAUACUUAUAGUUUAGGAGCUAUUUUGAAUAUGAUCGCUAUACCGGAAAGUGCAACAAAUCAAAGAGUUUUCCGAGAAAAAAUACAAAGUGAAUUAGGUAUUGGACAACUUCAAGUUCUGGAAUCAGAUUAUAGACCGUUAGGAUUGUACGACCUUGGUAGUCGAAGGAGAACACAUACUAGACAAGCUUUAAUAAAUAUAUACAAACACUCUGUAGUUGGAUUUGAAGGGCUGUUCUCUGAAUUAUGGAUAUGUCGUAUGAUAGCAUUGUUCGUGAGUGCGAAAUUCCCAAUUUUAUAUAUAAGAAACAUCCAGGCUGGUCCCAAUACUUGCAUAACGUUUAAUGGGGUUACAACCGACACAUACAGCAAAGUUAGGGGCGAAUGGCGUCAAUUUGUCGGCAAUAUUAAUUUUAUGAGCCUCGAUGGUGUGUUUGUUUAUUGA
Messenger RNA from Adelges cooleyi (spruce gall adelgid), 634 nucleotides. RefSeq lists its product as uncharacterized. The transcript is spliced from 9 exons. The record is from RefSeq and is a predicted model, not a curated record. NCBI's taxonomy places the organism in Eukaryota, Metazoa, Arthropoda, Insecta, Hemiptera, Adelgidae. Bases 2 to 634 code for a protein of 210 amino acids.